CAGAGAAAGUCAGGAGAGCGCUCCUAGGGGAGCCUCCACAGAUACAGAUGACAGGAAAUGACCCACCCCUGUGGUCACUUACUCCAAAGGCACAGACCUUCAAAGUGCUCUUCGUGGAAUGGAUGAGUCUGCAAAGACCCAGCCACCGCGCCCUUCGUUUUGCCCUGAGAAAGGAGAAGAAAUGAAAGUAGGAGGUGUUUCCAUCACUCCGCAGAAGGAGUGCGCCUGGGUUGGGAUCUGCAGGGAUGGAAGGCUGCUGACUGCAACUCUCCUACUAGCCCUGUUGUCCAGCAGCCUCACGGUGAUAUCCUUGUACCGGUUUGCUGCUCUGCAAGCCGACCUGAUGAGCCUGCGCGCGGAACUGCAGCGCUACCGGGCUGCAGCAGCACCGGCCGCCCCAGGGGCUCCAGGGGCCCCCGCAGGAGCCAAACUCCUGGCACCGGCAGCUGCGCGAGCCCACAACUCCAGCUUUGGCCACAGGAACAGACGCGCUUUCGAGAGUCCGGAGGAAACAGUCACUCAAGACUGUCUACAGCUGAUUGCAGACAGUGCCACACCGACCAUACGGAAAGGAUCUUAUACAUUUGUUCCAUGGCUUCUCAGCUUUAAAAGAGGAAGCGCCCUGGAGGAGAGAGAGAACAAGAUCGUGGUGAGGCAAACCGGUUACUUCUUCAUCUACAGCCAGGUUCUAUACACAGACACCAUCUUUGCCAUGGGACACCUCAUCCAGAGGAAAAAGGUGCACGUCUUUGGGGACGAGCUGAGCCUGGUGACCCUCUUCCGAUGUAUUCAGAAUAUGCCAAGAACACUACCCAACAAUUCCUGCUACUCAGCUGGCAUAGCGAGAUUGGAAGAAGGAGACGAGAUUCAGCUCGCGAUACCUCGAGAGAACGCACAGAUCUCCAGAGAUGGAGAUGGCACCUUCUUUGGGGCCCUAAAACUGCUGUGACCCCCACUUCCUGGACUGCGACCCCUUCCCUCCUUUCUCCUGGACCUCCACAGGAAAAAUGAACAGCUGGAAAUAUCAAAAGACCGGGAAAUCAUCGCCCAAACUUUCCCUGGGAGCCGUUUAGUUUGGUUCACUGAAACUGGUCCAAAACAGGAGAUUUAAUGGACAACCACUAUCAGAACUUAUCAUGUGGGUUACGAGAAAUGCAGUCCGUAGUCGUAAAGACAGGACCCGGAAGGCGGUGCUCUGCAGUCUGUGUCAACAUGGCCAAUGCCCUUGCUUCUCAUCUUGGGAAACACACAGUUCAGAAAGCAGGAAGAUUUCUUCAGAAAAGGACUUUUGGACUUCACAGUGAGAAGAGGGUUCGUUCGUAUCUGUAGUCACUGAAACAUUCCUGCAAAGUCUCAGGAUUUGUCUUUCUUUUCACAUUAAAUAGACUCUUCUUUUUUCCAGUUAAUACUAGGGAAAAAUUUUGCUUGUUUGUUUGUUUUUUAAAUCUAGGUGUCUUGAACUAGUCAUAGACAAAAAUACUUAGAGGUUCAACUUUGACCAUUUUAAAAUAAACUUAAUUUAAAAUGUUUAAACAUCAAAUAAUUAGAUAGAUAAGAGCUGACUAUUGAAGUUUUCCUGGUUUAGGUCAAGUGUGAUAUUGUUUCUAAAACUUUAUCGAAGUCUUUUUCAUGGGAGGAGGGCAUUUCCUCAUUUUGGAUCACAUGUGUAUCUUGUAAUAUCUCUCAGCUGCUUUGUAAAACGUUAUUGCAGACACCACCUGAUGAGCACCGAGAACCCAAAAUGCAAAACUGCGGUCACACCCACCAAACCCCUCAGGUAGAGGCCGCAUCUGUAGCAGAGGAAUGAAUGCGUUGCGCCGGUGUCCAGUCCCAUUGCAUGCUGCUGCUGCUGCAGCUGCAGUUCUUGCCGUGCAGCCCUGCAGGAAGAUCUGCCUUAUUUGCUCUGUAACAGUUAAGGUUUAAGCAGAGUUCAUAGCGUCUGGCGUCACACAGGGCACAUACAUGCUCCCAUGAUGACUGUGCCUCAGGGGGUUCCUCACAGAGAACUGCACUUCACAGAGCGGCACAUGCGUCUCUCGUGGCGUCUGCUUCCUGUGUGUUAGGUCUUGUGUGUCAUUAGUUGCUCCCACUGGAAGCUUCGCUUCACUAAAGAGGAAAUGGAAGAGGAGACAUCUAUUUCCCCAUCCACCUUAACAGUGUGAAGGUGACCUUGCCACAACACAGGAAACAAUUCGAAUCCGUAUCACAAAUCUAAUAUUGCUUAACUCUCCAUCCUCUGUAUCUUUUGUUUUGGGGUUCAAGUGAGAUGGACUUGGAAGUUUAUUUUGUUUUAUAAAACAGUAAUUAGAAAGCAGAAGUGGUCUGGUCGGUAGGGAAGGGCAUUGACUCAGAGGAAUGGCUAGCGAUUUCCAUGGUGUUGCUGCUAAGGUUGAUUGCCAAAUAAAACCACUGUGCCUUCUG
Arvicola amphibius (Eurasian water vole) is the source of this 2421-nucleotide messenger RNA. It is a transcript of the gene Tnfsf13b, whose product is annotated as TNF superfamily member 13b. The record is from RefSeq and is a predicted model, not a curated record. Gene Ontology annotation, cellular component: membrane. Bases 119 to 949 code for a protein of 276 amino acids. NCBI's taxonomy places the organism in Eukaryota, Metazoa, Chordata, Mammalia, Rodentia, Cricetidae. The transcript has 6 exons. Gene Ontology annotation, biological process: immune response. Gene Ontology annotation, molecular function: receptor ligand activity; tumor necrosis factor receptor binding.